CAACAUUUUGCCUAGUCACACUUUUCGAUAGGUCACCAAUUUCGGCACAGCACUUGACAAAAUGGAUAAAGGAGCGGGUCUCCGUCCUGUUAUUUUGUUUAUUGCUCUUGUGUCGUUCUGUGAGGCCCGUGUGGUGAAGGUUCCAGUCGGUCCUCUUGUGCACGUAGAGGGGCAAGCUGUCUCCAUUCGCUGUGAUGUGUCCGACUACGAAGGACCCCGAGAUCAGGAUUUUGAGUGGUAUUUGGUCUUCGCCGAUAAAACGCUCCAGCUCACCUCCACCUUUGAAGUGAAUUUUGCAGACCCUUCAGUGAGGGACUGGCUUAACAGUGGUGACAUCAGUCAUCAUAAGCUGGGAGAUGCUGCUGUUGAACUCAAAUUCAAGAAGGUCAGAGCAACAGACAGUGGCGUGUAUCGCUGCAGUACCACGAGCACUGAUUCGGUCAAGGGGAACUAUCAUGCCGAUGUGGAGCUCAAAGUGAUCGGGGACAGUCUGAAGGUGGCUCCAGCCAUUCCUAAGUCAGCGGUGAAUGAGGGAGAAUCAGUGGAACUUCAGUGCAACGCGACACGGGGCUUCACAGAGCACACCUUCCUCUCCGUUACCUGGUCUGUCAGGAAAGGGAGCAGCCCGUUGGAGGAAAUCUUGACAUUUGGGCCGGAUGAUAAGAUCAAAGUCGGGCACAACUACACCCAGCGUUACACAGAUGCUGGACUUCAGCUGGACCUUCGUGGAGGUGGUUUUUAUGGACUGGUCCUGAAAAAUGCAAAGCCAUCAGACCAAGGGGAGUAUGUGUGUACGGCCCAGGAGUGGGUGAGGCAGGGUGAAGAAGGAAGAAACUGGCGUAAGAUUCUGGAGAAGUCUGAGGAAAUGGGAAAGGUUGUGGUGACGCCCGCAGAGUUGCAAUUCAAGGUGACCCUUACAGCCCCUCUGAACCCUCAGUCCACCAGCGAGCCCACUGAACUGCGCUGUGAAGUAGGUGACCUCCUCCACCUCCGAGAUGGCCGCCUGGGUGUGACCUGGUCCUACUCUACAAACGCACCUGGAGAUGUAUCUCAGAAGAAAAUCACUGUAGCCUCCCUGAAUGAGCAAGGAGCUCUAAUUGCAGGCAGUGAGUACCAGAAGAGGAUGGACAGUGGGGAAAUAGCAGUGACCAGGAAAGAGUCUAACGUCUUCGUUCUACGAAUACUUCAGACUCAAGAUGCAGACAUGGGCUCUUAUUCUUGUGCAGUAACAGCAUGGAAACCCACUUCACAAAGUGGAUGGGAAAAAGCAAAGGAGGUCCAGUCAACUCCUGUCACUGUACAGUGGACACCAAAGAUACCAGUUUUGCAAGUCUUAGCCCAUCGUGUAAGAGAAGCUUCGACCGGUGGAUCAACAUUUGAGAUGAGCUGUCGGGUGACUGGUCAGAACCUGAAGAAUCCCGGCUACUCUGUGCUCAUCCGCUUUGAGGAGACCAUCGGAGGCAAGUCCCGCAAAGUGUUGUCACUCAGCCAGGACUCAGUGUUGCAGCUAGAGGAGUGGAGCGAGCCAAGCCGCAUUGACAGCGUGGUUCUGGAGAAGACCGGGCAGCUCGAGUACCGCUUCCGUUUGUAUGGGGCCCAGGUCACAGAUCGUGGGUUCUACUAUUGCGACGUCGCGGCCUGGACACGAGAUCAGAGCCAAGACUGGAUCAAAGCCGUCAGUGCGGAGUCCAACAAGAUUGAGAUCGCCUUUGUACACAAAGGUCCAGUAUUCAACAUAUCCAUUCGUUCAGAAGCAAACAAUGUGAUACCAGGGGACAUGGUUCAAAUGAAGUGCAUCAUAUCCAUCUUGGACGCUUCUCCUAACACUGGUGAUAUGGCAUUUGAUGUUCGCUGGUUCCAGAACACAAACAUGGCUGUGGAUAACGGAGUCCAGCCUCUCAUCACUAUGGACCGCUGGGGAGUGGUGAAGAAGACCGGCUCCAAUGACACCAGUCUAGAGCGCACCGACCACCACACGUUUGUCCUGACCUUGCACAAGGUUCAGGAGAGAGAUGUGGGAGAAUACCACUGUACUGCCACACCCUGGCUCCUGUCCCCUGCUACUGGAACCUGGAACAAAGAGAAGGACCUCACCUCCGCUUCAUCAUUUCUAUCCGUCAAAAUAGAAUUAUGGGAAUCUUUGAAGAUGCCAGUGGGAUAUGGUUUGGCUGCUGCUGUGAUUGCUGGUAUUCUGUCACUGCUGCUGGGUCUUGCUGUCGCCCACUGCUGUUUCUCCAGGAACCCCAUGCACACGCCCCGUCCUCGUAACAAGCUUAUGGAUCUGGACAUGGAUUAAACUAGUCCACCUUUGCACCUCUGUGAUCCUGCCCAAAACCACUUCAACUGACUAUGCUUUGGGACAGAAUGCGGAUAUGCACAUUGCUUAACAAGAGAUGGAAAACCUGUUUAUAUGCACUCCGAGGAUCGAGCCACUCCAACUGACUACUCCAUAUUCCCACUUGGGCGCAAUAAACUUAUUAUUCUCAGGAAUAGAGCACUGACUGCCCCAUCCAAUGUUUUUUUUUUUUUCUUUAACAUGCAGCGCAUCCUGACUGCUGAUAGGAUAAGCACCAGGAAUUGAAUCUUUUGUUUAGCACAAACUUGAGACUUCGCAGUGGCCAAACCAGCAAUAUUACAGUUUGUACAGCUGACGGUGAUGAUCUUACAGCAACUAAUAGGAAGGACUCUAGCAAAAGAGCCAAGAACCUGUCAGUUAUGAGUGUGACAGAAACUUCUAUUUUAGACUGACCUUUUAAACUGCUGCCAUCCCGGAGGCUUUGUUUGUCACAUCGUCUGCGGACGUCCGUCGUGCCCCCCUGCCCUGCCUGCCUGUCAGAGUUAUGCUGCCAACAGUGGGGAACCUAAAAUGACUGACCUUUCCUCUCUGCGGUAAAGCGUAUUGUUGACUCACAGUCUAAAGGAAAUAUGGCUGAUUGAUGGGUGCUUUAAGGCUGCACUGCAUCAUUGUGGGGUCCAGAAGUGACCACUUGAGGGAAUGGACCCAACAGGCUGUCAAUCGGUGACUUGGCUUGUCUGGCUAGAGCAAUUUUGAAGGCCCUGCUAAGUGAUGAUCCACACUGUUGGCAUUAACUCAUUCCUCACUUUCUCUUUCCUGCCCACAACCAUUGACAAAUGCCAAUAUACAUCUCGGUUUCCCAAAUGUGCAUUGUUGUCUUGUCAGAAUGCACUCAUUACGCUGGUACUGACACAACUGACCCACACUGACAUGAUUGUAGUAGAUUCUUUACAGAUGUACAAAUGCUCUUUUUAUCUGCCAUGUGGUCAGUAUUUUUUGAGAAGGGAAGCUGUUAUGUGCGAGAUGCGGUUUCACUGUAUCUCAGAGUGAGUGAGUUAUUAAGAGCCACAUUUAUAGACAAAUGUCAAAAGGAAUUUCACCAAGAUGCUUUGCUUUACUUCAUUUAUGGAUAUUAUUAAAUAAAUGUGUUUUUUGUUUUGUUUUAUUGUUUUAAAGAAUUGUUUUUUAUUUUUAGUUGUGUGAAAUUUUAUGCGCUUUUACCAUCUCUCUCUCUCGUGUUUUUUUUAAGAGGCAAUAAGUAUUUUCUUUUUGUUUUGCUGUUCAUUGACUGACUCACUCUAGUUCACAAUGACAAACCAACAAAAAAUUAUUUCUCAAUAAAAAAAGUAUAACACUG
Molecule: messenger RNA, 3653 nt
Organism: Labeo rohita (rohu)
Lineage: Eukaryota; Metazoa; Chordata; Actinopteri; Cypriniformes; Cyprinidae
Gene: ptgfrna
Product: prostaglandin F2 receptor inhibitor a
Source: RefSeq, a predicted model, not a curated record